AUGUCUGGCUUGAUCCACAACCUCUGCAGUGCAGAGAACAUCACAACAUCAGAUGACUGGUCUAUGAGCCUAACUCAGACCACUUGUCAUGCUCUGAAAAAUUUACAGGACAGCAUGGUGCUUGAUGGAGAACAUAUUGAUGGCAAUGCUGAUGAGCAUGCCACAGCAAAUCAGAGUCCUGCCAAUGAGCUGUCAACUGGAGACAACAGUGUUGACCACUCUGGAGUGGGUAUAGGUCAAGAUGCUGAGGCUGGACACUAUAUGCUGAAUGUCACAGCAAUGCAGCCUCCUUUUGAGAUUGCUUCUGAUACAGGUCACCAGAAGGGUGUCUCUGUAAUGCCAGUAAAGCAUAGUGAUCUGAUCCAGACUGGGGAUAAUAUCCAGGAAGAGGAACUUACAUCUGUGCAAUUGAGCACUAUUUAA
Guyanagaster necrorhizus is the source of this 423-nucleotide messenger RNA. RefSeq lists its product as uncharacterized. The transcript is spliced from 3 exons. The record is from RefSeq and is a predicted model, not a curated record. NCBI's taxonomy places the organism in Eukaryota, Fungi, Basidiomycota, Agaricomycetes, Agaricales, Physalacriaceae. The coding region runs from base 1 to 423 and encodes 140 amino acids.